AUGGACGACGACUGGCGCGAAGAUGGCAGCUUACGGGGAUUGAACGCUAGCGGCGGCGUCACAGGAAAGGCCAAGGGCAAAGGCAAAGGACCUCAAUUCACUCGCGUGAUCCCCAAGUUUCUGCAGAAGUAUCACCAACCGCCGGCCAUUCAGGCGAAGUUCGCAACUUUACCCAAGCCUGGAGAGGAGGAGGACGAAGGGUUAGACGAGGUGCAACAGGCAGCGAUCGACGAGUAUCUGGCACAGAAAAAAGAGAAGAAGGAGGAGAAAAAGAAGAAAAUGGAAGAAGAAGAUGGACAGGAGAACGAUGACGACAAGAAGAAGAGGAAUGGACAAACAGUGGUGCAGAUGGGCAAAGGCAAAGCCACAGCGUCCAACGGCACCAAGAAGAAGAAGCGCAAACGUGCAGAUCAACCAACACUCAGCAACAAGAAACUGUUAUCGUUCUCGAUGGACGAUGAAUGA
Phytophthora infestans T30-4 is the source of this 465-nucleotide messenger RNA. RefSeq lists its product as uncharacterized. Lineage: Eukaryota; Oomycota; Peronosporomycetes; Peronosporales; Peronosporaceae. Bases 1 to 465 code for a protein of 154 amino acids. The record is from RefSeq and is a predicted model, not a curated record. The transcript has a single exon.